This is a messenger RNA of Malaya genurostris, 2304 nucleotides long. RefSeq lists its product as uncharacterized. The record is from RefSeq and is a predicted model, not a curated record. The transcript is spliced from 2 exons. NCBI's taxonomy places the organism in Eukaryota, Metazoa, Arthropoda, Insecta, Diptera, Culicidae. Bases 1 to 2304 code for a protein of 767 amino acids.
AUGAGUAUCCCGAAUGGACAGCAGCAUGCCUUUCUGCAGCAACAAGGCCAACAGCAGCAAGUUCCUCCAGCUACGGAUGAGCUCCUUCGUCAGUGUUUGCACCUGAUGACACAAGUUCUCCAGCAACAGCAGAACAGUCAGCAGUCACAAGAGAACUUCAUCAGGCAAGUCGUUUCGGAAGUGCAUGCGGGCGCAGCACCCAGUCCGGAACAAAUUCUCGAUUCCCUUGCUGGGAAUAUCAAGGAGUUCCGCUACGACGCGGACAAUAGCAUCACGUUUGCAGCCUGGUUCACGAGGUACGACGAGCUGUUCGAAAAGGAUGCUACUCGGUUGGACGACCAAGCGAAGGUCAGAUUGCUGCUCAGGAAGCUGGGAACAUCUGAACACGAAAGGUACGUCUCUUUUAUUCUGCCGAGAACACCGAAGGAACAUACUUUUGCAGACACGGUCGCAAAAUUGAAAAGUUUGUUCGGGGCGAAAGAGUCGGUGAUCAGCAGACGAUACAGAACCCUUCAGAUCGCUAAACAACCGACCGAAGACCACAUCGCUUACGCCUGCCGUGUGAAUAAGCUCUGCGUCGAGUUCGAGCUGGGAAAGUUGUCAGAGCAACAGUUCAAGUGCUUGAUGUUCGUGUGCGGACUAAAGUCUGAGCGUGAUUCAGAGACUCGGACCCGACUUCUAUCACGGAUUGAGGAGAACAAUAACCUCACAUUGGAGCAAUUAUCGAAUGAAUGCCAGCGUCUCAUCAAUCUCAAACACGAUAAUGCUAUGAUCGAAUCUGCUGCAUCUUUCGAUCAGGUUAAUCAGCUCAAGCAGAAAUAUGACAGUAAUCGUAACAGACGUCAGCUGUCUCACAGGUCAGAUGCGAACAACACAAAGCGGAAACCCAAUACUCCGUGCUGGUAUUGUGGUGCGUUCCAUUAUGUUCGUGACUGCCCAUACAAGAACCGUCAAUGUCCCGAUUGUAGUCGGUACGGUCAUCGUCAAGGAUACUGUGCAAGUUCCAAGAAGAAGAAGAGAGGUGGAAAACGUUCGGUUGCCAGCAGGGUUGUCGUUGUCAACAUGUGCAACGUGCAGAGGCGGCGUAAAUUUGUCUCCGUUGUGCUAAAUGGAACUCACAUCCAUCUUCAGUUAGACACAGCGUCCGACAUCACGAUCAUCAGCAAACCGAUCUGGCGAAAGGUCGGUAGUCCCAGAUUAUCACCAUCUACAGUGAAGGCGAAAACAGCAUCUGGGAACAUUUUGCCACUCGAAGGUGAAUUUCGCUGUGACGUCACCAUCGGCGGAAACACUCGCAGCGAAAUUAUCCGGGUAUCUAGUUCUUCGACUUCCAGCGCAGCGCUUAGUUCUGCAUUUCCAGAAGUUUUAAGUGAGAAAUUUGGGCUCUGCAAUAAGGUACAGGUGAAGUUAGACGUAAAGGAUCAGUGCAAGUCCAUUUUCUGUCCCAAACGCCCGGUUGCGUACUCUAUGUACAACGCAGUCGAUCAAGAGUUGGACCGGUUACAGCAGCUGAACAUCAUUACACCGGUCGACUACUCGGAGUGGGCAGCACCAAUCGUCGUAGUGCGCAAAGCAAAUGGUGCCAUUCGUGUUUGCGGAGAUUAUUCUACAGGACUCAACUCCGCUCUUCAGCCUCACCAAUACUCGCUCCCUCUUCCAGAAGACAUCUUCGCUAAGCUGGCUAACUGCAAAGUUUUCAGUCAGAUCGAUCUUUCGGAUGCAUUUUUGCAAGUUGAGGUCGACGAGCAGUUUCGUCAUCUGCUCACCAUCAACACGCACCGUGGUUUGUUUCAUUACAAUCGUCUUCCACCUGGUGUAAAGGUAGCACCGGGUAUCUUCCAGCAGCUCAUCGACACCAUGCUAGCCGGGUUGGAAAAAGUUUCCGGUUAUCUCGAUGACGUUAUCGUUGGCGGUGAAGACGAAGCAGCUCACAACCGCAACCUGAAAGCAGUUCUUCAGCGAAUCCAGGAUUUUGGGUUCACCAUUCGAGCCGAAAAAUGUACCUUCGGCAAGAAGCAGAUACCUUAUCUGGGCUACAUUGUUGACCAUCGAGGUCUGCGUCCAGAUCCAGCCAAAAUCGAGGCAAUAGUGCAGCUUCCGCCUCCCACUGAUGUUCACGGUGUACGUUCCUUCCUCGGGGCGAUCAAUUAUUACGGAAAGUUUGUCCCGAACAUGCGAAUGCUUCGCUUCCCGCUGGACAAUCUGCUGAAAUCGCAGAUUCCCAGAUGGCUCCAUCAAAAUAGUACAGCAUGCUUCCAGAGCACUUACGAAGGCAGAGCAGAACUACAGUCAACCGGAUCGUGA